AUGGCCUCUGAACAAGCAGCUCCUCCUGUCUGCAACGAGCCCGCAGUGCUCGGAGCGGUGCAGAGGGAAGGCUGCGGUGGUGCACCGCUCUGUGGCUGCCGGUGCUGCGUGUUUUUGGUGCUGGGACACGACUGUUCACCCAGCGCCCCGCAGGACCCCCGCCUUCGCCCCCACAGCUCACGGUCUCUGCUCCCCCCCCAGGUGAAGAGUGUGAACCUGUCUGACGGGGAGGUGCUCUCCAUCCGCGGGGUGGACGGCGAUGCCCUGGUGGUCCUGGCCAACCAGACCCUGCUGGUGGAGGGCCAGGUGAUCCGCAGUCCCACCAACACCAUCUCCGUCUACUUCCGCACCUUCCAGGACGAGGUGGUGGGGACCUUCCAGCUCCACUACCAGGUGUUUAUGCUGAGCUGCAACUUUCCACGGAGACCUGACUUCGGAGAUGUCACCGUGAUGGAUUUGCACUCGGGUGGAAUUGCUCAUUUUCACUGUCACCUGGGCUACGAGCUGCAGGGUCCCAGGGUGCUUACGUGCAUCAACGCAUCGAGGCCGCACUGGAGCAGCCCAGAGCCAAUCUGCUCAGCGCCCUGCGGCGGGACGGUCCACAAUGCCACCAUCGGCCGCGUCCUCUCACCCAGCUACACAGGGAACCAGUCGAGCAGCAUGUACUGCGUGUGGGCGAUCGGGGCCCCCCCGGGCCAGAAGCUGCACCUCCACUUCGAGAAGCUCCUGCUGACCGAGAAGGACAGGAUGGUGGUGUACAGCGGGGACACGAACCAGUCCGCCACCCUCUACGACUCGCUGCGCGCUGACAGCGUGCCGUUCGAAGGGGUGAUCAGCGAUGGCUCCUCCAUCAGGAUCGAAUUCCUCGCAGAGGAGCCCACGGCCGCCACGGCUUUCAACAUACGCUUCGAAGCCUUUGAGCGGGGCCACUGCUAUGAGCCCUACAUCCAGAACGGGAACUUCACCACCUCCGACCCCACCUACAACCUGGGCACCACCGUGGAGUUCACGUGUGACCCCGGGCACUCCCUGGAGCAGGGCCCCGCCGUCAUCGAGUGUGUCAACAUGAGGGACCCGUACUGGAACGACACGGAGCCGCUGUGCCGAGCCAUGUGCGGGGGGGAGCUGACUGCCGUGGCCGGGGUGAUCCUGUCACCCAACUGGCCAGAGCCCUAUGCAGAGGGGGAAGACUGCAUCUGGAGGGUCCACGUCGGCGAGGAGAAGCGUCUCUUCCUGGACAUCCAGCUGUAA
Messenger RNA from Phaethon lepturus (White-tailed tropicbird), 1251 nucleotides. It is a transcript of the gene SEZ6, whose product is annotated as seizure related 6 homolog (mouse). Gene Ontology annotation, biological process: synapse maturation. The coding region runs from base 1 to 1251 and encodes 416 amino acids. Gene Ontology annotation, cellular component: endoplasmic reticulum; neuronal cell body. The transcript has 6 exons. NCBI's taxonomy places the organism in Eukaryota, Metazoa, Chordata, Aves, Phaethontiformes, Phaethontidae. The record is from RefSeq and is a predicted model, not a curated record.